UUGUCCUUUGCUUCUUCAUAAAUUUGUUUAGUUAAUAAGAUGAAUGUGACUGGCAAAUUGUGUCAAUUGAGACAAGCAUUGCAAAAUUGCAGGAAUUUAUGCACUACACACAUAGCUAAAAAUGCAUACGAAGCUCCUGGUAAAACCACUGUUACAUUUAUCAGUAAAGAAAUUGGUCAGCGACUGUUAGUGAGUAACUGUGAUCAGCUUGGAUUCACAUUGAAUACUGGAAACAAAGUAAUAGGUCCAACAGUACUCUUUCCAAGAUAUGCAAUCUGUUGGAACAUUGCCUCUGGUAAACACAUAAAUGAUGCGUCAUUGUCACUAUUCACCAUUCUCCGACCAAAACCGGAUCUCUUGAUCAUCGGACUGGAUGAUAAAUACGAUUUUGCCCAUUUAAAGUAUCUCCGAGAACUCGUACAGAAGCUCGAUAUUAUGACUGAAAUAGUUUCUGUGCAUACUGCAUGCACGAUAUUUAACUUUGUCAAUGAAGAGGGUAGAUAUGUUGUUGCAGCUUUGAUACCACAGAAAGGACCUACAGUCCGAAUAAAACUACCAAAAAGUGAACCUCAGAAACAAGUGACAUCUGACACUGCAAAUAGCAAAGCAGACAAUGCAAAAAAUACAAAAUGAUAGAAUGUACAUAGGAUAUAAAUUUGACAAUUUUAGGAAAAGAAAUUAUGAUAAUAUUAUCUUGUAUAAUAUUGUAUAAAAUAAUAACUUGAUUUCUGUACCAUGUACAUGAUGACUGUAAUAAAAUAUUAGAUUCGUUAAUUUUAA
Molecule: messenger RNA, 780 nt
Organism: Linepithema humile (Argentine ant)
Lineage: Eukaryota; Metazoa; Arthropoda; Insecta; Hymenoptera; Formicidae
Product: NADH dehydrogenase [ubiquinone] 1 alpha subcomplex assembly factor 3
Biological process (GO): mitochondrial respiratory chain complex I assembly
Cellular component (GO): mitochondrial inner membrane
Source: RefSeq, a predicted model, not a curated record